Archocentrus centrarchus (flier cichlid) is the source of this 465-nucleotide messenger RNA. It is a transcript of the gene dpy30, whose product is annotated as dpy-30 histone methyltransferase complex regulatory subunit. The transcript has 5 exons. Lineage: Eukaryota; Metazoa; Chordata; Actinopteri; Cichliformes; Cichlidae. Gene Ontology annotation, cellular component: Set1C/COMPASS complex. The record is from RefSeq and is a predicted model, not a curated record. The coding region runs from base 93 to 374 and encodes 93 amino acids.
CGCUCACUUUACGCUCAUUAGGUCUACGUAAAAGCAUAGAGGGAGAUUCUUUCAUGUUGAGCUGAAACGAUCACACAGAGGCAGAGCAGUCCAUGGAGGGACACACACCUGUUUCUGAAAACCCGCAUGCAGAGUACGGCCUGACAGACAACAUCCAGAGGACAGUGGAGAACGAGAAGGCGAGUGCGGAGAAGAUGUCGAAGCAGAAGGUGGACCUGCAGGCGCUGCCGACCCGAGCGUACCUGGACCAGACGGUGGUCCCCAUCCUGCUGCAGGGCCUGUCGGUACUCGCCAAGGAGAGACCUCCAAACCCGAUCGAAUAUCUGGCUGCGUUCCUGCUGAAGAACAAAUCCCAGUUUGAAGAGAGAAAUUAAAGACUCAUCAGUAGAAACUCAUUUCUGUUCGUUCAUCAGCUGUUUUAUGUUUGUUUUUUUUUAAAUCAGAAAUAAAGAACAUGGUAGAGGA